AUGGAGCAGGCCAUGCUCAACGUCGACCUUGAAGCCAAAGCCGACGAGUUGUCUGGUCGGCAACCGUCCUGGAAGCCGGCCAACACCCUGAGAAACCUGCCCAACAGCCCGGGGCUUUCAAACGUCAAGUCAUGGCUGUGUGCUUGGUCGAGGACAAGGCAUUGGCCCAAGAGCCAGCACAAAACCGCCCAUCUCGACGGCUUGCGAGGCUUCGCAGCUCUCAUGGUGUACUGGCAUCACCACGUACUAUGGGCUCACAGGGAAGAGAUCGAGAUAUUCGAGAAUGGCUUUGGAUAUCAUCACCAGUACUACUUUGCCGCUCUGCCAGGCGUCCGGCUCUUCUUUUCUGGAGGGCACUUGGCCGUGUCUAUAUUUUUCGUGUUGUCUGGGUACGUUCUCUCUAUAAAGCCGUUACGCCUUAUUGAAAAGAAUGAUACUUUUGGCCUGGCCGAGCAUCUUGGGUCGGCAAUAUUCAGGCGCUGGCUGCGUCUAUUCCUCCCUGUCGCAGCCACCACCUUUAUGUAUGCAACUUCCUUGCAUUUCUUUGGCCUCUGGGUGGACGGGGCAGAGCCCCAUGAUAACUGGCUGCACGAGAUGUGGUUCUUUUACUGCGAGCUUAAAAAUUUCAGCUUCCCCUUCAAGGACGGUGGUGUGCCGUGGCUAUCCUACAACGUUCAUCUCUGGUCCAUCCCAGUUGAAUUCAAGGGAUCUAUGGUUGUCUUUACCUCCCUUUUGGCCAUGUCACGAUGCUCUCUCAAUGCCCGCCUCUGGUGCCAGAUUUCCCUCAUUGGCUACUUUAUGUACAUUGCUGAUGGGUGGUAUUGCGCAAUGUUCGUUGCCGGCAUGCUGCUAAGUCACUUGGAUCUGCUCGCAGAAGUAGACAAGGACAACCUUCCAUCUCUGCUUACUCGAUUGACUCCCUAUAAGAAAAUUAUCUGCUAUCAUUUCCUAGCAGUGGGAAUCUACCUAGGGGGCGUCCCAAGCGCGAACUACGACUUGGAUCAGCUUGCCCAUACCCGCGGCUGGCAUAUCCUCUCCUAUCUCAAGCCGCAGGCUGUCUUCGAUUACAAGUGGUUUUAUCUGUUUUGGGCCGCGGUUUUACUCAUCACUUCAGUUUCGAAUAUUGGCUGGCUUAAACACUUUUUCGAAACCCAUACCAGUCAGUACCUAGGACGCGUGUCCUAUGCGCUAUAUUUAGUCCAUGGGCCAGUGCUAUGGAUCAUAGGGGAUCGUCUAUACACGGCCGUCGGCUUUAAAGGCCAGAGCCAGAAGGAACACAUCCCGCAAUGGGUGGAUAAGUUUGAGUUGCCGCAGAUAGGGCCUUUUGGGCUUGAGGUUGCGUUUCUCUUGUCACAAGCCAUUCUACUGCCUUUAACCCUAUGUACGGCAGAUUUUGUGACGCGGGUGAUAGACAAGCCUAGCGUUCAAUUUGCAGCGUGGGCGUACAGGAAAACUCUGCCUGGCGUGGCAGGAAAGCUCUCCAAUGCUUAG
Molecule: messenger RNA, 1491 nt
Organism: Metarhizium acridum CQMa 102
Lineage: Eukaryota; Fungi; Ascomycota; Sordariomycetes; Hypocreales; Clavicipitaceae
Biological process (GO): polysaccharide biosynthetic process
Cellular component (GO): membrane
Molecular function (GO): acyltransferase activity, transferring groups other than amino-acyl groups
Source: RefSeq, a predicted model, not a curated record